GGACUCCGAGCCUAUGUGGAGUGGUGAGUUUAGAGACCAUCAGGUAUUUUUUAAAGGCCUCAGGUGAUCAUGGAGUUUUGCAAAUUUAUUUUUUGGGUCGGGGGGGCUGGCUGGCUGGCGGAUGUCCACGAGGUUACAUUUUAUUCACGUGAAACAAGGUUGUGUCUGAACAUGAGGAAGAGUGGCACAGACUCGUGGGCGGAGCAGCUCACUUCGCAGCAGUAGUUGUGUGAGCGGUGGUUUGUGCAGGAGGCAGCAGAUGCACCGUCCACUCUAAGUCUGCUAAGAAGCCACUAGUCCAAUUAACCAGGAGGAGGAGGAGGGGGAAAUCCAUGAAGCCUGGUAGAGCAACUCGACGAUGGACAUGACUCCGGUGUGUGAUGAAGAGCAGCAGCAGCAACAACAGCAGCCAUCAGGAAGCGGCAGGAGAGUGAGCGGUGCGGCGCUGGUGUGAGUCUGAACCGUCCACACCGGAUUCCUCCCACCUCUCUCCCUCUCUCUCUCUCUCUCUCUCUCGGGUGAACCCUGGUUAAGCUCCCGGGCAGGAGCCACUGCUGCCUCGGGCCUGGACGCGCUCCUCUCCCCGCCGACUGCUGCGGAGUCUCGCCCCCCCGGACUCGCGGAGGUGGAUCUGCUCCUCCAACAUGGACACGUUCACCGAUGUGCUGCUCGUCACCGCUAACGUGGGCUCGCUCUUCGACAAUUUGGGUGAAAUUCAAAGUGAAUGGUUACUAGAGCUGUACAAGACUGUCCACAGCUACAAGCCUCAGUUCAUCGCCCUGCACUUCCAGGAGGUGGGAGGGAAGGACUACAUGGUGAACAUGGGCCAUGCAGAAGACUUCUUCAGGAGCAUUGAGUCCCAUCAGGAAAUGAAAGACUACAACAGGGUGUGCAUCUAUGUGGACAACAAGUUCCAAGCAGAGGACGGCUUUACAGCUCUGGGCAGCAUGUACUUCAUCCACAAGACGCUGAAAGACAUCUAUCAAUAUGACUUUAAUGUUAAGGAUUUUAAACCGGUGUCAGGGCAGAGCAAGUACGUGGGCUCCCUGGACGGGGUCGCCACAGUGGAGAAAGAAAAAUUCCCAAAGAAUUUCUGGCCUGAUUUCAAGUGGUCCAGAAAGGGCUUCAUGAGGACCCGCUGGAUCAUCCACAACCAAGGUUUGGACCUGGUCAACGUCCACCUGUUCCAUGAUGCCUCCAACCUCACUGCCUGUGAAUCCAGUCCUUCCAUUUACUCAGCCAACCGCAAAAACGCUCUGAGAUACGUCAUCAACAGGAUAUCAGACAGCCGCUACUCUCCUCUGCCUUUCUUCCUGUUUGGAGAUUUUAACUUCCGUCUGGACACACUCAGUCUAGUCCAGCAUUUGUCCACUAAGGCAGAGGCUCAGACAGUGAAGAAGGACAGCAGCAAUGAAGUGGAGAAGAUCACCUGGGAGGAGAAAGACAAUGACCACCAGGUCUUGCUCCAAAUCAAGGAGAAGCAGUUUGCCUACCUGCACCAGGCCUAUUUCAGGGAGGACAACGUCCCGUCGCUUCUGAAAUAUGACAAGGAAGUCGCGGACUUUCAGGAUGUUAUUAGAGAAGAGGACAUCAAGUUUCCACCGAGCUACCCCUACAGUGAAGAGUACACUAAACCCACCCAGUACAUGACCACUCGCUGUCCUGCCUGGUGCGACCGUAUCCUCAUGUCACACACUGCCCAGGAAUUCAUCUGCAGGCGAGACGAUGGCGAGAGGGGCAUUGUUUACAACACACUGGGUCCUAACGUCUGUAUGGGAGACCAUAAGCCCGUUUUCCUCUUCUUCUCAUUGAAGACAAACGACCAUUGACUUGGAUCCUUGUCAAGGGUCCCAUCCUCGGAGCUCCUCCACACUGUCAAUACCUGAGGACUGUUCAGCAUGAUGGUUACCCACUAAAACCCACCCUUCAGCUGGCCACAGGGCUCGGUUCAGUCCCCCCUGUGCCCUCGGACACUCCACCCUCACAUCACCGGUGUGUCCGACCUGCUCUCACUGUCACAUCCUGUCCACCAGAGCUUAAGAGACUCGGAACACUGACCUAUCCUCAUCUGCUGUGAAUUUCUGAAGCAGUUUUUCAGAUUUUUCUCUUUCUCAGAAAUCCACCAACAUCAAAACCAAGUGACCCUAAGGAUGAAAAAUUCCUGCAGGUUUUCUUUUUUUAAUGGGAACCAAUCAUUGAUGUGAAGACUUGAAUGUGUGAGUCUGGACCGGGCCCUUUACAUGUAUGUGUACAUGUAAUAUAUUUAAAUAUUCCUAAAGGUGUGAGUAGAGUGAUUUUAGUUGUAUUUUUUUAAUUAUAUGCCUUUUUUAACUGGCAGUGUCAGAAAUCCCACAGCCAAUAUCACGAAUUUAGUCAUGUUCUUUGGCCCUUAAUACUGUAAUAAGUGUAAUUUAGUAAAUCCUCUCUGGCUUGUCAGUUGUAAAUUAGUGGUCAAAUUCAGCCAAUCAUAAUCCAGUGUUUUAAGAUUCAGAGUAAUUUACUAUUAUCGAGAAUCGUAAAAAACAUGGGACCAACAAUUGGAAAUAAUCAGCUCGACUGACCACAUGAUGUAUGCUUUUAUUCUGUAGUUGUCGCCAUUGUGAGUUCAGGUAUUUAAUGUGAUUUUUUUUUUUUUUUUUUAUCCAACACCAGCGGGAAAAACAACAGAGGAAUGUUAACUGAUGAUGUCUUCACUCAGAUGCCCCUGUUAGAUAAAACGCAGAGAGGAUUUCUCGAUGACAUGUUUUUCUAACACAGUUGAUUUAGCUCCUGAUAACAUUUUUUAAUCAUACGAUAAAACGUAUUUUAAAAAUUUCUCAGAAAAGUGUCAGAGGUUUUCAUUGGUGACCUUAUUCAGUCAGAGAGACAAUGAACCAACUAAAGCAGUUUAGUUCAUUUUAACCCAGAACCAGGAUCUUUUUACCCUGUUGAUUUUACAAUGAUGUCCAUUCUGUGCACCAACUGUACUUUCCUACUAAGUGCUUUAUUCCACAGCUACAAUCUCAGCAGUCCUCACAUUGUUUUUACUGUUCUCACUGAGUGUUGAAUAUUUUUUUCACAUUGUCACAGAAAACGACUUCUCUCUCUGCUCUGGUUGGCAUCGACCAUAUUUCAUUGCCAAAAGAAUUGAACUGUACAGGCCUCAUAUGUGAAGAUUAGGUGUGGAUGUGCGAGUCCCAAAUCCUGUUUAUAUACUAUAUAUAUAUAUAUAUAUAUAUAUAUAUAUAUAUAUAUAUACACUUAGCACCAGAGCUGUAGCAUAAUGUAUUUGUGAUGUGUGGCUUAUUGUUUUCUUUAUCUGGCCUUUAGGGAAUUUAAAACAUGUUUGUGGUUUGUUGCUCAUUCUGUUUUAGAUUUUUGUUGAGUGUUUUGUGAAAGUUAAUUUGUCAUAUACAUCUUAGUGGUAAACCAGCACUCCGUAUAGAUUCUUAGACAUCAGCUUCUUUUUUUUUUUCAUGCAUAAUGUCACAGAUAUUCAUAUUAGGUUUGGUCUGUCAGUCACGAUUGAAACGCUUACAUAAAAACAUCAAGGUCAGACUCUGUGAACCAAGUCAGUUUGUGUAGAUUGAAUUUAAGUAAUAAAUGUAGCAGUUCAUUUAUGGACCAGUCAUGGGAGUGGAGGUGGUUUUAAGGCCAGUAUUACCUUUUAAAUGAACCCUGGUCCAACACUACAUACUUACUUUUGUAAAUAAAAUAUUACCCUCACAAAAA
Pleuronectes platessa (European plaice) is the source of this 3711-nucleotide messenger RNA. It is a transcript of the gene inpp5l, whose product is annotated as inositol polyphosphate-5-phosphatase L. Gene Ontology annotation, biological process: phosphatidylinositol dephosphorylation. The transcript has 16 exons. The record is from RefSeq and is a predicted model, not a curated record. Gene Ontology annotation, molecular function: inositol-polyphosphate 5-phosphatase activity. Lineage: Eukaryota; Metazoa; Chordata; Actinopteri; Pleuronectiformes; Pleuronectidae. The coding region runs from base 645 to 1829 and encodes 394 amino acids.